ACGGUUUCGAAAGAGCGAAGGAACUCAAAAGAUCAUAGUAUGGCUCUUGCAGCAAAGCGAUGUAAAGACCUGGAUCCGGAUGAACGGCAAGUUUCAGACCACGAAGAAGCAGGACAAGGACUACAUUACUACUGCAGUUCGGAAGAGACAUCGUCCGCUCAACAUCAGCCUGGUACAACCAUGAGCAGGUCUUAUGCCACACCUAGUACUCGAACAUCCCGCGAACAAGCUAUUGGAGGUGAUCAAGCACUUUCUUUUUUCCACGACAGGCAUGAAGCGAACUAUCGACUGUCACUGGCAAAUACAGCGUCGUCUUCAUCCUCACUUAUGACGGAUAGUCGUGUUGGUGGCGCC
Molecule: messenger RNA, 354 nt
Organism: Amoebophrya sp. A25
Lineage: Eukaryota; Dinophyceae; Syndiniales; Amoebophryaceae
Source: the annotation of a GenBank genome assembly